Molecule: messenger RNA, 1069 nt
Organism: Caretta caretta (loggerhead turtle)
Lineage: Eukaryota; Metazoa; Chordata; Testudines; Cheloniidae
Gene: BBIP1
Product: BBSome interacting protein 1
Biological process (GO): receptor localization to non-motile cilium; cilium assembly
Cellular component (GO): BBSome
Source: RefSeq, a predicted model, not a curated record
GACAGAGCCGCGCACGGUGGGAGCUCUCGUUCUUUCGGGGCCACUGCGCUUGCGUUGAUACCGCCAGCAAGACGGUGGAUGUGCAGUGCGCAUGCGUUUCAGCGCCGUGCGCCCGGGGUGAGGAGACGGCGGCGGGACCGUGAAUUACGAGGUGACGAGAGGACGCUGCCUACGCGGGAGGCGUCCCGUCCUGACGCGCUGCCGCACGGGUCCGGGCAGGUUGAAGGCGGCCCGCUCAGGCCCUGGCAACGCGGGGGCGGGUCAGCCUCCGCCGGCAGCUUCUCUGGGGCCCGCCUCAGCGCCGCGCAGGCAGCCGCCCGCCGCCGCCAUGCCUGAGGGCAAGUCCGUCUUCCGGGAGGUGCUGCCCAAGCAAGGGCAGUUGUCAGUGGAGGAUGUGGCUACCAUGGUGUUAUGUAAGCCAAAACUAUUGCCUUUAAAAUCUGUUACCCUAGAAAAGCUAGAGAAAAUGCAGCGAGCAGCACAGGAGACAAUUCGCCAGCAAGAAGUGGCACAGAAGGAGCAGCAGCAACAAAGUGAAUAGUGUGCAUGAUGGCUCACCCCCUUUAAGAAAUAUUUCACCUAAAUAUUGUACUUUAGUUUGUGUAUAUUAAUCUAGUGAUGUUUGCUGUACAGUUAUUAAAAAGGAGUUCAGGAAUAGUAGAAGUCCAUACUAAACUUUCUUAGCUCAUGUCUUCUUAUAUUGUACAUAUUAUAAAAGUCUGUAGAUUUUGCUUAAGAGGAGUCUUUUGUUAGUAUGCUUAUUACCUUCUCUGUAGCUGGGGCUUUCAGCUUCGUAGCUUGAUUUCUUUUUUAAAAAGCUUCAUAAUUGUGCUGGCUUAAAAAAAAUAAGCCCCAUGAAGAGUUUGUCCCCCUCAACUUACUUUUUUUUCCUCUGUAAACUAUUUACUUUAGUUCAUUACUUGAGGCUGGAGAUGUAUAGUUAACAUUUCUGAAAUGUUACAAAUCUUGCCUGGCCGUUCUGGUCUAGGUAUUAUAUUAGAGCAGCAGCUCUGCUAGAGGUUAAGCAUUGUUUACUGUUUAAAGCAUUACAUAAGUGCUUUACAAUCCA